This is a messenger RNA of Brienomyrus brachyistius, 996 nucleotides long. RefSeq lists its product as uncharacterized. Lineage: Eukaryota; Metazoa; Chordata; Actinopteri; Osteoglossiformes; Mormyridae. The record is from RefSeq and is a predicted model, not a curated record. The transcript is spliced from 2 exons. Bases 166 to 894 code for a protein of 242 amino acids.
UUGUGAAACUGGCAACAGGUUGCGAAACAGGUUCAACAGGAUUUUCUGGGGACAGCUUCCCCAUCGGGACCCAGUUGAGCAGCUGCAGCGUCACUGGCAGCCGCAGACACGGAGCAGAGACGCAGCUGUGCAGACACUGCUGCCCCGGCGGAGUGAAGGGUCGCCAUGGGAGGUGACGUCGCCAUGACCUGCCUGCUUCUCGCCCCGCUCUUGCUGCCCACCUCCGCCAUUAGGAUGCUGCACACCAUGAAGGACCUCAGCACGACAGGGUAUGGCUGUCCCAACCCCAGACACGGGCUGCAACUCCUGCGCUGGCUGGCGCAAAGCGUCAUCUACUUCGACAACAACGGAAUCAUGCGGGCUCGAUUUCUUGACAACCAGUAUGGGUUCCACUACUAUGGCAACUACGAGAAUAUCCUUCCAACCCUGCACUGGGAUCAGCAGUACUUUGAAGUUGGAAAUCUGAAUUACAACGGAGCUGAUGCCUUGCCUUACAGCGUCCGGGCAGCGUAUGACCAGCGCCAAGGCACUUCAUACGAGUAUAACAUGGAUCGCAUUGUGGUUCAGCGCAGACGGAACUCCAAUGAGAUCGGAGCUGUGUACAUCACAGAGCACCAGCCUUGGUCUGGCACUUUGAACAGUCAGAAUACCUUUCGCAUCAGCCCAGAUCUCAUCCGAAGCUUACAGAGCCCAUCCCGCGCCACGUCCUUCCAACACCAGUAUCAUGGAAAUCUCCAGUUUAAUAAUCAGGCUAUACAUACUAGCAGAUUUCAAGUGUCACCCAGUCAAGACCAAACUUUCUGUGUGGGUCUUUGUUGGUGCUUAUGUCUUCUGAUAAUUUUUAUAUUUGCUAUGAUUUUUUUAGGGGCCAGUAGUGGAGGGAAAAAAUGGUGAUUAUAUUCAUUAACAUCAUACUGUCUUUCUGCAUUGUUCCAGUGAUAUAAAUCACUGCAGAAAAAUUUCAACGAUGUUGUUUAAAUUCUUGGAUUGGGUUAC